Onychostoma macrolepis is the source of this 2530-nucleotide messenger RNA. RefSeq lists its product as uncharacterized. The transcript has 5 exons. Bases 1010 to 1651 code for a protein of 213 amino acids. NCBI's taxonomy places the organism in Eukaryota, Metazoa, Chordata, Actinopteri, Cypriniformes, Cyprinidae. The record is from RefSeq and is a predicted model, not a curated record.
CUCAGCUGUUUACUUUCAUUUUAGACAUAACCAACUGAGUCUAUACAUAAACCUGGUGUGUUUUGACAGUAUUAGCACAAAACAUAACUUAGUUCAGUAAUCAGGCGCUGUUUGACGGGCUUUUUAGAGCACGCGCUUUGGGUGUAUGUGCUCAGAAAAGGCGCUCAUCAGAACAGCACACAAAUGAAACGUUUAACCGAGUUGUUCUGAUCAAAGAUGUUCCUGGAGCAACACUUGGAGCUUCCAGAGAAGCAGAGAGAGUGGCACCUGGCAGAACAGAUGUUGGCAGUUUGGUGCAGGGUGAGGAGGUUGUUGCCCAUGGCCUGACCUGACAUGUCAGGGUUGACGACAAAGUGGAAGGUGGAAGUCCUGUCCCAAGCUCACCAUGCAUUAACAUCUCCUGUUUGGCUCCUGGACAUGGCCUGUGUCUGAGUUAAGGGCAAACUCAGGGCAGGGUUAAGGGCAGCACAUCCACUUGCAGUUUCAUCCUGUAGUUACUGUACCUAUUUGAUAUGGCACAAAUAUCAGGAUUACCUGAAUCUGAGAACUGCAUGAAUACAUUGUAAAAUUACACUUACAACUGGAUGUGGCCCGCUGAUCUCAAACAGUUGAAUCUGUUUGUCACUAUCAGGCGGUCUAUCCCACACCUGGACAAUGUCAGCGGCUUCCCAUCCGAUAAAACAAAAUUAAAUAGAAAUUAGAAUAAACAUUUAUCUGUGUUACUAAGAAAACAACAAAGCAUGGCAUUAUAAACACUACCCAUGUAUUCUCUCUGCUUUGAGUCCACUUAUACAAGACGGCUGCCAAGAACACACUGACUGAGCUCAUUGAGGCUGUGUUGGAGCGAGGCACUGUAGCAGCUCAGUGACGAUGGGUGCUCGUGUAUGGCGGCGGCAAGAUCCACCACUCCAAACCCUCCAGCAGAUAAGCCUGGAAAUUUUCCAGUGGAAAAGGCCCCGAUUUCGUCGAAUGACCCAUAAAUGAAUCAUCACGAAAACACUUGAGGUUGAUGUGGAUGAUCUUACCGGGUAUGAAGCGGUUGAGGUGGAAAGGACUCCAGGGAUGUGGACCCUCGAGCGCAGCAGUAGACAGGAAGUGUGAGUCCUCCCUUUGUAAUACUUCCUGUCUGGCUGUACAGCUGCAGUCCAGGUGGGUCCUGGAUGCAAGGAAGAUGCUGCUUUCGGGUGUCCAAUAUGACGGCCAUCCUCUCCUGGUUCAUCAAGGGGAGGCUAAUGGUUUCCAUCGCAUCCUUGAAGGCCUUCAGUAUCUCUCCAAUCAGCUGCUCUGUCUCCUCUACGCCACAUGUGCAGCGGCAACAGUGCUGCGCCAGCUGUUUGGAGGUUCAGGUGAAACACCAGGAAGAAGAAUCCAGCACUGGAUGAUCAGCCUUGAGGAGCACAUCAUUUGUGAGGGCAUCCAGACGGCUUUUCUGUCUGGGUUUGCAGCUGAUUUUUCUACUUACAACAAUUUCAAUCUUCAAUACCAAGCUGAAGUCACAUGCACGUUGGAAUUUAUUCAAAGGUGGUUCAUUGAGAUAAAUCCGGAAAAGGUGACCAAGGCUGGAGGAGUCAUAUCAAAGCGGAUGGAGAAGGUCACACAGAAAAAGAAAACCGUGAACCCUCGUGUCUCCAGUCUACUUAAAAUAAAUUGAUGGAUUUUGAGUUGGACUUUAUACAAGUAUUACACACCACAGACCACACACACACUCACAUCACACACGUUUGUUUUUGUGAAAAGUGGGGACAUCCCAUAAGCGUAAUGGUUUUUAUACUGUACAAACUGUAUGUGCUAUUGCCCUACACCAACCCUACACCUAACCCUACCCCUUACAUGAAACUUUGUGCUAUUUCAGAUUUUCAAUACACUCCAUUCUGUGUGAUUUAUAAGCGUUUUGAAAAGUGGGGACAUUGGGUAAUGUCCUGAAAAGUCACCUUCUCCUUGUAAUACCUGUCAUUGUGCAAAUUUAUGUCCUCAUUUAUCACAAAAAAACAAGCACACACACACACACACACACACACUCACACUGUCACGAAUCCAGUCGGCACUUCCAUUUACCCUCCACCAGAGGUCACUCGCUCACCACAUGGACUUCACACCAUACAUAACACUGGACUUCAUUUCCCAUCAUCCAACACUGAUCACAGCUGUCACUGAUCACUCAUUGCACUAAUCACAGGCACACCUGAUCCCACGCACACACUGAUCACACACCUUAUAUAAACCCUGGACUUUGUUUCCCUCGUUGCCGAGUAUUGUUUGCGUUUACCGCUCCCCUAGCUGUAGCAACUUUCAGAGCCCUUGUUAGUGUCUUAGUCUUGCCUGUUCUCCCGUGUUUGUCUCUAGCCUGUGUUCCCUGGAUUAACCCUUGCCUUGCCGUUUGGAUAUUGUUUGCACCCCUACUGGACUCUAGCCCGUUUUACCUGGAUUAUCUCUCUGCCUAGCCCCUCUGGAUACUGUUUGCCGAUCGUCGACCUUCGCUUGCCUUAGGAUUACUCUUUGUCUUGUCCCUGCCAUACCUGUUUGCCAUUGU